Messenger RNA from Aspergillus mulundensis, 555 nucleotides. RefSeq lists its product as uncharacterized. The transcript has 2 exons. Lineage: Eukaryota; Fungi; Ascomycota; Eurotiomycetes; Eurotiales; Aspergillaceae. Bases 1 to 555 code for a protein of 184 amino acids. The record is from RefSeq and is a predicted model, not a curated record.
AUGGCAAAUCAACACAAAAGUGCGUUUCUAACCAAACUCCCCGUGGAAAUCCGCCUCCACAUCUACAAGCUCGUUUUUGGCGACAAGGUGAUCGCAUUUACAUUCGGCGGUGGCCCCAAUAUCCGGCAUUGUCUCUGUCCUGAGAAAGGCCGGAAGUUUCACUGGAUCUGCUGGGAAAGCAGCGAUAGCAAUACAACCUGGUGUCAGUGCGACACCCACGAGAAUCCAGAGCCGGUUGCCAGGCUUCCGCUCCUUCUCACCUGUUGGCAGAUCUACUUCGAGUCCGUGGACACCCUCUUGUCCCACAGCACAGUCCCUAUCCAGAUCAUGGGGGGCCCGUACCUCUUUUGUAUCCUUCCAGACAUCAAAUCUGCCCUGACGCCUCGAAGUUUCAACGCGAUCCGCUCGCUCGAGAUCUCGUUUUUGCAUCCGUACAUCGGCUCUUCGGACGCCGGGCAGGUCCUCAAUGAUGAGUGGUUCAGCGGGUGGGUGGGUGUCUGGGGCGUGAUUGGGGAGAUGAAGGGGCUUCCCAUGUUUGUCUACAGGCCUGGCUAA